Eurypyga helias (sunbittern) is the source of this 687-nucleotide messenger RNA. It is a transcript of the gene ADTRP, whose product is annotated as androgen-dependent TFPI-regulating protein. Gene Ontology annotation, cellular component: membrane; endomembrane system. NCBI's taxonomy places the organism in Eukaryota, Metazoa, Chordata, Aves, Eurypygiformes, Eurypygidae. The record is from RefSeq and is a predicted model, not a curated record.
AUGGAAAUCUCUACUCUCACCACGUACCAUUGUCUUGCUUUUGCCUGGUAUUUUUUUGUUGCCUGUUCAAUCAUAGAGCGUCCAUCUGAAGUGUUUCUCUACGGUGGGCAGUGGAAAUAUUUGACAGUCCUCAAUCUGGUUUUGCAGGCUGUCUUCUAUGGGGUGUCCUUCCUGGCUGAUGUGUUGAGACUAAUUAAGAAACUGCGAUGUGCUAAGUGCGUAAUUUCCAGCAGAGACCUUCUUUUCAGUGUCCUGGCUUUCCCAGUGUCCACAUUUGUGUCUAUAUCCUUUUGGACACUGUAUACCUACAAUAGAGAGCUGGUUUACCCCAAAAGCCUCGAUGGAGUCAUCCCAAUCUGGUUAAAUCACGCCAUGCACACGGCUGUAUUGCCAUUUGCUGUCCUGGAAAUCCUUGCCACGCCGCACCGUUACCCAGCAAAGAAGAAGGGAUUGGUCCUACUAGGAUUUGUCGCUUUUCUGUAUAUUAGUUGGGUCCUGUGGAUUUAUUCUGUAACGGGAGAGUGGGUAUAUCCUCUGUUUGCUUUGUUCAGCCCAGCCGGGCUAGCAGCCUUUUUUGCCGGUAGCCUUGCCAUCAUCGUCUCUUUCUACAACUUCGGGGAGUUCCUCAACCGUAUGAUAUGGGGAGAUUCAAUAGCAAUACGGGACUACAGGCGGAAGGGCAAGUGA